AUGAAUAACUCUCAACAAGACACUACCACCUGUAAAGUCUUGUAUGAUUUUAAAGCGGAUGGAGAGAAUGAAUUGAGUGUGUCUAAGGGGGAAAUAGUAAGGCUAAUAAGUAUUCAUGGAGAAUGGAUGAUGGUUGAAAAGAUGACCAAACCUUUUCAAAAGGGAUAUGUUCCCACAUUGUAUAUUAGUUUAAGGAAUUCUGCUACUACUUCCGAAUCGAGAUCAGCCUCUUCUCGGAAAUCAUCAAAAAGCAAUGUAUCAUCCUCCACUGUCAAAAAGGAUCAGCAAAACAAUUCAUCAUCUGUAAUUUCAAAUAAUUCUGAAAAGCAAUCCAUUCCUUCUGACGUGCAACCAUCAUCAACCUCAAAACAACAAGCUUCCGAAGAAGGCACAGUGGCAGCUACCUCAAACUCUAAGGACAUAAGCACAGAUGCCCAACUAUCUGUCGGCAAUUCCACUACUACUAUAGCAGAAAACAAAACCUCCAACUCAACACAACAAAAUGUAACGCUCCCAUCCACUGUUGAUUCAGUCUCUACACAAGCGACAAUCAUUGGAUCAAAGAACAUGUCAGAACAAAAUGCAAAAAGAAACGUGGCAACUCCAUCCCAAAAUUUGGGCAAAACCGCAAGAUCCACGAAGAGCAUGACAUAUGCAACCAAAAUAGGAAAUGAGUUAGAAGAGUCCCUCUCUGUUCUGCAGGCGUAUGAAGCCAACGAAAAGAUUUUCAAACAAACCUUGCAACAAAGAGAGGAAGCUUUCAAAAGAAUUGAACAAAAACUCGACAAGAUAUGUCAAGAUGUCAAUGAGUUUCAGCAACGAAAUGAUCUGUUAAUUGAAAGAAUUAAAAAUUUAGACAAUAGAAUAGAAAAUGACAGACUGAGAUUAAUAGAGGGCAUAACAGAACCAUUGGAAUCCGAAAUAAUGAAUGAACCUAAAACAAUUACCAAAACUCCAAUUUUUAUUGAAAGAAAAAGAAGGACUCUUGCAAAUCUUCAAACUCCUUUAAACUAG
Molecule: messenger RNA, 1014 nt
Organism: Naegleria fowleri
Lineage: Eukaryota; Heterolobosea; Eutetramitea; Acrasida; Naegleriidae
Exons: 1
Coding region: 1-1014 (337 amino acids)
Molecular function (GO): protein binding
Source: RefSeq, a predicted model, not a curated record